Molecule: messenger RNA, 729 nt
Organism: Guyanagaster necrorhizus
Lineage: Eukaryota; Fungi; Basidiomycota; Agaricomycetes; Agaricales; Physalacriaceae
Exons: 3
Coding region: 207-611 (134 amino acids)
Source: RefSeq, a predicted model, not a curated record
UGUCGUGCUCCAUCAACUACCAAACCGAAUCAAACAGCAGCUAUGCCUUUGAGAUCAUUGCCCAAGACGAAACACUCUACUUCGAGUUCUAGCUCUCCGCAGUACUCGAUUACGUGUCCUGAGUAAGUAGCUGCGUCAGGCAGCAAUUCACCUCUUCAUGGCAUCCGCAACUAUGUUGGUUGCGACGAAAGGCGGUAGAAACAAAGAUGGGGGCGUCUUCCCUGUCGUUCGCCCCGUUAUUCUCAGAAAGCGGGCUGGCGCAGGAUCAGGGAUAUGAUGAAUUUGUCGCCGUGACUGAACACCUGGACAGGACCUCGGAAGGAAAGCCAGGCAACUGUGUUUUUUUUCGGAGAUUUGGGCUAUCUUUCCUGGAUGUGUUUUUUUUGCUUUCCUCAGCCCGCAAUAUUCACCUACAAUACAUCGGCACCGGUUUCAUUGCUCAUUCGACUUGCGAGCUCCAACACCCCCGAAAGACCACUUGGGUCGUCACGCGUACAGGCUUUUGUCCCACCACAACUGAUUUCCUGUCUAGACCGCUAUACGAAGAAACGGGCGCAAGAGGUAUCUUCAGUUUGAAUAUACUAUCUUUGCGUUCGGAUGGGCUGGUCUGAAGUGUGUUUUCCUUCUCCUGGGGCUGGAUUAAUGGGAGAAACAUCUUGAGAUGUAACUUGGGCAUAUUGAGGUUAGAGUUGCCUAGGUGGUAUAUAAUUUAUGAUACUACCAAUGCUA